GCAGCCUCUGUCUCCCUGUGUCCUUCUGCGGAAAUGACACACACGGAGCCCCGUCACGUCACGCGAGAGCACACGGACACGCAGCGCACAAAGACACGUUGGGGAAGGAGGGGGAAAAAACACGACACGGAGUUGAGUGGACCCCUUCAAUACUGGACCGUUAGCAGCUUAUCUGCUGCUGCGCCCACUCAGGAACACUGCAAACACUGGAGGAUCCGGAUUAGAUAAAAGGGUGAAUCUAAUCCGAGGUGGAUCAAAAAAUGAACCCAACUGACCUGAGAGAAAAUGAUUAUAAAGAAGUCAGAGUAAAAAAUGAAGAGUCAUUUGAAAAGGAUUCAUUGAACUGCUUGAGGUCUAGAUCUGUAGAGAGACGUAUGCCAGAUUGCACAUUUAUUUAUCAGCCGGAGUCCAACAAGCGAAAACAAAACUCACUUAUAUGCAAUGGGUCAAGCGGGGAACAGGAAUUUAUAACAACCUUUAAGAAACGGCGGCUUAUUACAGAGAACCUGUCUGUAUGCACGAGAAACAGAGAUUCUGGAACAUCUGCUCUGAUGAAUAUGGAGUUAUCAAACAUAAACUCAGACUACAACAAAAUAUCUUCAUGUGAAGAAGAUGAAAAGGUUAAUGAAUAUGCUACCUCUUAUAAGAAACCAUUAUAUGGAAUUUCCCACAAGAUAACAGAGAAGAAAAAUCCCAUUGCGUCAGAUCUUCUUGCUUCUUUUGAGCAUUAUGACAAAACAAAUCAGGGCAGUUCAGCAAGUUUGCAUAUGUUUAAUGACUCGCGCAAACGUGAAUCUUCGGUAAGCUCCAUAUUAUCAUCAGUCAGUGAUGACUCAAACAUUUACUCUUUGAUACAAAAAAUGUUUUUCACCCUCAACACACUUAAUUCUAACAUGUCACAGCUGCAUAGUAAAGUUGAUCUCUUGUCUCUUGAGGUAAGUAGAAUAAAGAAAAAGGUCAGUCCUUCUGAGUUGGUGGCUGAGUUUCAGCCACCCCCUGAAUAUCAGCUUACUAGUGCAGAAUUAAAGCAGGUGAUGGAUCAGAGCUCUUCUGCUGGUGACAUGUCAUGCCGGUUGUUAGUUCAACUUUUUCCUGAGCUUUUUGGAAGAGAUGAGUUUUCGAGAAACUGUAGCACCUGUGGAUUCUUCAACAAAAAUAAACUUGAGUCUCUUCAUCUACAGCUUAUACGAAACUAUGUGGAAGUUUGCUAUCCUUCUGUCAAGAACACUGCUAUCUGGCAAGUUGAGUGCCUGCCUCAAAUAAAUGACUUUUUUAAUCGAUUUUGGGCUCAGAGAGAGAUGGAAAGUAGCCACCAAGGUAUUCAGUCAUCUAGUUUCUUUGAAACUCAAUCAGAGCAGAAUUCUAAUUUUGAAGAAAGCAAGGAGGAUGAAGAUGACAUUUCUCUUGAUAGAACCAACCCUGUUGUCUCAGAAUAUGCACUUAAUUCAAAUGAUCUUAAUGAAUUUUUAGAUGAAGCUUCUUCUCCAGGUGAAUUUGCUGUUUUUCUUCUGCACAAGUUAUUUCCAGAAAUAUUUGACCAAAGAAAGCUUGCUGAAAGAUGCACUAGAACUGUAGAACCUGAGACCAUUGCUUUGGACCCACAUCGACUACAACUGAUCCGACAGUACACAGAGAUUUAUUUUCCAGAUGUACAAGAAGAUGAGGCUUGGUUGGAGCAGUGUGUGCAAAAGAUUAAUGAUGAGUUGGAAAGUGUGUUUAUGGAUGGUAGUGAGUGCGAUGACAUGAGGGAUGACUGUUAUGACUCAUGUAGCCUGCCAGAUGAUCUAUCUGUUGUAAAGGUGGAAGAUUCCACUGAUCUUGAUAAAUCAGGAAGAAGGUCCAAAAAAGUAUGGCUUGUUCCAUUUGACUUUGAAAAAUUUGACAUUCCUGCGCCUGACUUUGAGGUCCCUUUUCCACACUUCCUUUUGAGCAAGGAACAAAUUAAAAAUAUUUAUGAAAGCAGUUUGUCCAUUGGAAAUUUUGCCUCACGUCUUUUAGUUCACUUAUUUCCAGAACUGUUCACUCAUGAAAAUUUGAGGAAACAAUUCAACUGUAGUGGUUCUCUUGGCAAGAAACCUCUAGAUCCUGUCCGGUUAAAACUUAUUCGGCACUAUGUGCAAAUGUUAUAUCCAAGGGCAAAGAAUGACAGAGUAUGGACCCUAGAAUUUGUGGGGAAGUUAGAUGAGAGGUGUCGACGUAGGGAUACAGAGCAGAGACGCUCCUAUCAGCAACAACGAAAAGUUUUUGUACCUGAAAAAAGAGACUUUAUGUCUUUUGAAAUGAAUCCAGAGAGAUUUAGAGAGUUAAUAGAAGGACCACCACUGCCUCCAGAACGUAGUACAAAGGACUUCUGCAAAAUACCCCUGGAUAAGAUUGUAGUUCCACCUCCUGACUUCCCAGUGCCUUCAAUGUAUGUGCUGAGUGACAAAGAAGUGAGGGACAUUGUACAACAGAGUCUCUCCGUUGGUAAUUUUGCAGCCAGGCUGCUAGUAAGACUCUUCCCAGAGCUGUUUACCCAAGAAAACCUUCGUCUUCAAUACAACCACUCAGGUGCUUGCAACAAGAAGCAGCUCGAUCCUGUACGGCUAAGGCUGAUUCGGCAUUACGUGGAGGCAGUCUAUCCAGUUGAUAAAAUGGAAGAAGUGUGGCAUUACGAAUGUAUUCCUAGCAUUGAUGAAAGGUGUAGGCGCCCAAAUAGAAAAAAAUGUGAUAUACUUAAAAAAGCAAAGAAAGCAAAAAAGUAGAACCUGCUGAAAAAACUUUUUGGUUAGUAAAUUAUUUGUAUAAUUUAGAGAGAGAUUUUUUUAUAGAGCUGCUUUAUCUGUUUUUAAUGAUUAUUACUUGCAUAUGAAGUCUGUAUGAAUAGUAUUCAGGAAUGUUAGAAUGAUAGCAGAUUUGCACUCACCUGGGAAACAAACCUGUUUUUAUUCACUGGUAGUAACUGUAUUAUUACUUUUUUAUCUUGGACACUGUUAUGUGUUUUAUUUGUUUUUAAACUAUUAAUUGACCAUGUUCUCAGUUUGUCAGUGUUAAUAUAUAAUUAAUGUUUUCCUUAUCUUAUAAAAAUGUUUUGAGUUAUACAGUAUAAAAACAAACAGAGUUAGUGUUAUGUGAUGGAUAUCAUAUUAUAAAACACACCUUUAUUUCUGCAUUAAAGGCACUCUAACAUGUCUUUAACAAGUGUACAGUUUAUGUGCUGCUUGUAUAGGAUUUUCAGAAUAUGUUGUCUUUUCAGCAGUUCUGAGCAACAUUGGGUGCAUUAUCUUGUGGAAUUUCUUUUUCUUUAAUACAGCUUUGUCCAUAGUAACAAGUUUAUCCAGUCAAUUAAAACGACAUACCGUGUAUGACACUAGAUUCAUAUGCCUUUGAGACCCCAUCGUGUCCUUGAUUGAUGAAUAUAAUAUGGGCUAAGAUGUCUGUCUAUAGACAAUAUCCACUAGAACCUUUCUCAAAUAUAGGUAAUAUUAGUGUUAUGAUAUGUUUUUUUGUUUUUAAACCUUUACCCUUGGUGCUAAAUUUGAAGGGCAUCUUGAGCUAACUGAGACUCCCUAGUUUAUGCACUUACCAUAUCCCAGUAUAUUUACUGGUGUUAAGAUGGUAGGAAGAUUCUGCCAUGUCUUUGUGUCAUAGAUUAUACAUUGGUGUAGACAUUUUAUUUCUUUUCCAAUGUUGAGAAAAUCACCACACAGUACUAAAUAAAUUGAUAUUCCACAAAAUAGUAUGUCCAUGCUGCUAUGCUUCAAUUCAUGUUCUCAGAAAAACCUAGCAGACAGAUAAAAGAUUUCACUACCAGAAAGUCAAGUGGGUAAGUCAGUCACAAUGUCAGAGCUACUGAACAGCCCAGGGAGUGACGUGAGGUCUUGAAUUAAAAAAUGCUGCUAGUGGAUGAUAAUACAAAGUUGUCUAGCACAGCAUGUUUAAUCAAAUUUUAUAUACCAGGGUACCCACAGCUUCUAAAUGUUACAUUUUGGUUUUUACUUGUUGUUAUUCACAUAUUUAUAAAUAUAAAUACAACCUCUCCUAGCUAUAGGAAAAAAAAAAUGGUUAAUCAAGUAUUUUUUAGGUGGUCAGAAAUAUUUUAACUAUGCAAGAAAAAAUAAAGUACAUGUUAAAGGUA
Molecule: messenger RNA, 4117 nt
Organism: Bombina bombina (fire-bellied toad)
Lineage: Eukaryota; Metazoa; Chordata; Amphibia; Anura; Bombinatoridae
Gene: BEND3
Product: BEN domain containing 3
Exons: 4
Coding region: 261-2744 (827 amino acids)
Biological process (GO): rDNA heterochromatin formation
Cellular component (GO): heterochromatin
Molecular function (GO): DNA binding
Source: RefSeq, a predicted model, not a curated record